AUGGCUUUCCAAAGUCAUUUGGUCAAGAUUGCGAUUUUCUUGACACUGCUAAUCAAUUUAAAUUCUUCCUUAGAAAGUUUUGGAAAAGCAGGCGAUCCAAACCAGGCAACUAGCAAUUAUGGUAAAACUUUCUAUGUUACAUUUAAUCAUAAUCCUGGCUCACUGGGUUAUCCCAUCCUUACUCUUGCUGCCGAAAGUCGUCAGGCUUCCGUAACUGUACGGUGCUUGGAUGUUAGUUGUAUGUUUCAAGUAUCAGUAAGUUCAAAAAAUACUACAGAUGUUUCACUACCAUCGUCAAUCCAAACUAAAGGAAUGGGUUUCACGAAUAGAGUAGUUCAAGUAACAUCGACAGAAAAUAUUGCAGUAUGGGGAAAUAAUUAUCGAUCUGGAAGUAUCGAUAGCUUUCUAGUUCUACCACGCCAAUUAUAUGGUAAACGCUAUGUUGUAGCUGGUUAUAGGCCAACAUUGAAUUCUCAACUUUCAAUUGUAGCAAGUGAACAAGAUACACAAAUUAAUAUUACAUUCCCAGCUCCGAUUACCUAUAACGGAACUCAUUAUGAUUCUCAAACACCAUUGAUGAUGAUGUUAAAAGCUAAAAUGGCAUUCAAAUAUUUUCAUCAAUUCGAAGAUUUAACUGGUACUAUGAUUACAUCAUCACAAGAUAUAGCUGUUUAUAGCGGUAAUGAAUGUGCCAAUGUCCCAUUUGGGCAACCAUUCUGUGAUCAUUUAAUUGAACAACUUCCAUCAGUAGACGAUCUUGGUACACGUUAUAUAGUAGCCGGUUUUGGUGGACGCUUAGGUCAUGAUAUUGUACGAAUUACAUCAGCUAUGCCUUAUACUAUGGUAUAUUUAGGUAACGGUACAUCGAAAUCGCUACCAACUCGAGGCAGUCACUUUGAGUUCGAAGUCAAUAGCGGUACAGCUAUGUAUCUUAAUUGCAGCCGUCCAUGCUUAUUAACACAAUAUACUAAAGGACGAUCAGUAGAUAGCACUAAUUCUGAUCCGAUGAUGAUUUAUAUACCAGCUAUUGAUCAAUACUCUAAAGAUUAUCUCUUCCGACCAACAUUAAUGCUUGGUACAGAGAUUGUCCAUUAUAUUACAAUAAUUAUCGAAAAAGAUCAAGUUAGUGGAUUAACAUUAGAUGGAAAUCCAAUCAAUUCAUCGAUAUCAUGGGUACAAGCUAUGGGAACUCAAUAUGUCGCUGCAGCUAUUCAAGUUAGCGGUUUAGAUCAUCAACUUCGUCAUAGUAAUCCAUUAGUGACAUUUGCUUUAUUAAUCUAUGGUCAUGAACGAGUAUCUGCUUAUGGUAUGCUCGGUGGAGUAAGUUAUGGCCAUCAUUGCAAUUUUGCUGGUGUACCAGGUGAUCUAAUUGAUAAUGAUUGCGACGGACGUACUGAUGAAGAAUUAUAUAACGGUAUCGACGACGAUAACGACGGACGAAUUGAUGAGGAUUUGUAUCGACCAUUUCCAACGUUGUAUUUACCUCAAAACUAUACUACCAUUACAUGUCAACCGAUGCAAUUUAAUGCCAGUACUGAGAUUACUGGCAUGGCAUCAGUAGGCAAUAUCGAUCCUCAAUGUAAUAAUGAUACCGAUAUAAUACCCUACUAUGAUGAUACGAUGAUUAUCAGCCCUUGUGGUGUUCAAAUAUUGCGAAAGUGGUCGGUUGCAGAUUCAUGCGGUAAUGUAGUCUCCGGGCAGCAAAGUAUUAUUGCUAGAAUGGCUGGCCAACAAUCCUAUCAAUUCCCCAAUCACACUAGUGGCUCAUGUCCUAUUAAUAGCUCUCUAGCUCUUAAUGGCCAACCCAUAAUUGAAGAUCCAACCGAUUGUCCAGAAAUUCAAAUACCCCAACCUAAUGUUACCUAUCAAAGUAUUUCUGUUUUCCGAUGUGCUUACUAUGUUGAACGUAUUUGGACUAUCACUCCAGAACUAUUAUGUGGUCCACGCGCUCAAUUCAAACAGUUAAUAAGGGGCUACGACAGCAUAGGAUGGGUCCUCUUCUCUAGUACGUCUUGGUUGAUGUCCCGUUUGAGCUGGUAG
Messenger RNA from Trichoplax adhaerens, 2040 nucleotides. RefSeq lists its product as uncharacterized. The coding region runs from base 1 to 2040 and encodes 679 amino acids. Lineage: Eukaryota; Metazoa; Placozoa; Uniplacotomia; Trichoplacea; Trichoplacidae. The record is from RefSeq and is a predicted model, not a curated record. The transcript is spliced from 3 exons.